UUUUUUAAAAUAGAAUAUAUAUAUAUAUAGGUACAGUAAUUAAAAUAACCUCAUUUGUUGCAUUUGAAUCUCUCUCAUAUAAUUCCCGCCAUCCUUUCCAAUCUCCAAGAAAACAUCAAACAUAGAAACUUGAUCAAAUUCUUCAAUUUCUGCAAAUUAAAUUAACCAUUAUUCCUCUCCUUCUCUCAUUUCCAAUGAAACCCUCCAUCCUCCUUCACCCUAAUAAUCAGCCAAUCACCACCCCAAAGCUUUCUCUCUCUUGUCCGAUCCUUGACCGCUUUCUUUCCGGCGGCAUUCCUUGUAAAUCCAUCACUGAAAUCGUUGCCGAAAGCGGUUCCGGCAAAACCCAACUCUGCCUUCAGCUCCUCCUCUCUGCCCAACUCCCCGUCACGCUCGGCGGCUUCUCUGCUUCAUCUCUCUAUCUAUACACCGAAUUCCCCUUUCCCGAUCGCCGGCUCCGGCAGCUUUCUCUCUCUUUCGUCGAUUCUUACAAUACCCAUUUGGGUUCUACAUCGUAUGAUCCCUUGGAUAAGGUUUUAGUUCAGGCGGUUGAUGAUGCACACCACCUGUUCGACGUUUUGCUCAAGUUAGAUUCUUUUCUUGUUCGAAGGAAUAAGACCCAAUGGCCGAUUAAGCUGAUUAUCAUUGAUUCGAUUGCUGCCGUUUUCAGGUCUGAUUUUGAUAACACCCCUGCUGAUCUUAAGCGGAGGUUGUCUUUCUUUUUUAAGAUUGCUGGGAAAUUGAGAGCACUAGCUGAAAAGUUUGGGUUGGCAGUGGUAAUAACCAAUCAAGUGGUUGAUUUUGUGGGGAAUAAUGAAGGGAUUAAUGGGUUGAGGAUAGGGAAUUUGGCGUGUUUGUAUACUUCCGGGAGACGGGUUUGUCCGGCUUUGGGUUUAUCUUGGGCUAAUUGUGUUAAUACAAGGUUGUUUAUAUCGAGAAGUGAGGAGGUUGUAGGUGAGGGGAGUGGAUUUGUUGAGGAAGAUGGGAAGUAUUCUGUUAAUAUGCGUAAUAGAAGACAUAUCCAUGUUGUUUUCGCGCCUCAUUUACCACCGUCUUCGUGUGAAUUCACAAUCCGAAGGGAAGGGGUUUUCGGGGUUGAAAGUAGAGAUCAGUUUGUUGCAAAUAGUAGUCAUCGAUAGAGAUAAGAGUGCUGUUGAUCUAGUAUGUGUUGUGAUGAUCUCAUCUUGUAAAUAGUGGGAUGUAACCCAGAACAUUAGUUCCUUACGAGUAAUUAGCUUUAAUUUAGUGUCAGUAGUGAGUUGUUUGUUCAUAGCAAAUGUUUAAAGGCAAAUUACUGCCAUGUUUUCUCGACAUUUUUUUUGCUGAUAGUCUUCUGAGCGUCGCCUGUGUUGUCCAGGGAAUGUACUCAUCCAGUAAGAUGUUUCCAGAGCGCCAUUGCUUGGACUGGUGUUAUUCUAGGCAGAGUUGUUUGUGAUGUUUAUGGGGAUUCUUCUAUUGGCCAUUUGGCCCUGAAGGUCAUGUUCUUCAAGGGGCCGAGUUAGCUGCUCUGUGCAUAACUAAAUCUGAGAAGGUUGUGAACAUUAGGCAAUCACAGAUUGAUACAGUUGCAGAAACA
Chenopodium quinoa (quinoa) is the source of this 1576-nucleotide messenger RNA. Its product is annotated as DNA repair protein XRCC3 homolog. The record is from RefSeq and is a predicted model, not a curated record. Gene Ontology annotation, biological process: resolution of mitotic recombination intermediates; double-strand break repair via synthesis-dependent strand annealing; telomere maintenance via recombination. NCBI's taxonomy places the organism in Eukaryota, Viridiplantae, Streptophyta, Magnoliopsida, Caryophyllales, Amaranthaceae. The coding region runs from base 195 to 1139 and encodes 314 amino acids. The transcript is spliced from 3 exons. Gene Ontology annotation, molecular function: ATP-dependent DNA damage sensor activity; four-way junction DNA binding; ATP binding. Gene Ontology annotation, cellular component: replication fork; Rad51C-XRCC3 complex.